ACAAUUUAAUUAUGUAAUAAAUUUUAAAAUUUAAAACCUUUAUAAGUAUAUACAUUAUAAGUGGCAUUCGGUUUACUGCAUUUGUUCAAUGUAGAUGUCCAAUUACUCAAUUAACAUUGGAUUUUUCUAACAUUGGAUUUUGUGGUAUUACCAAAUUCGACAUAUAGUUUAAUAAGAUGGCUUGUGAAUAUGCAUCUAAGAAGAUAAAAUUGGAAUUAGAAGAACAAGAUGAAUCCAAUACAAGUUACAAGGAAAAUAAUAGCACUGAAGAACAAAACCAAAAUGAACAUUCAAAUCGACAUUUUCACAUCUUGGAUGAAGCUACAUAUGAUAUGUCUGAUUCAGAUCAAGAUAAAGAUUAUAGUGGAUCGGAAGUUGGAGAUGAUGAGAUUGAGGCUAUGCUUGAAGCUGGUCUUCCUGAUAAUCUUCGUGGUAAACUUGGGGAUGAUUCUCGCUAUGAAGAUUCAUCUAAAACUGUAUUAGAAGAAUUGUUUCAAAACCAUUUUGAGGUUUUACCUGAGGGAUGGAUACAAGUUACGCAUAAUAGUGGGAUGCCUAUUUACUUACAUCGAGCAAGUAGGGUUUGCUGCAUGUCCAGACCUUAUUUUUUAGGACCUGGAAGUUCUAGGAAACAUGAAAUUCCAUUGAGCGCCAUACCAUGUUUAAGUUAUCGCAAAGCUUUAGAAAAAUUAAAUACUGACAUAAAGCCCGAGGUAAAUCCUACAUUUCAUCAAAAUGGAAAUAGUGUGAAUGGAUAUUCUAGUAAUCAAAAUUCAAAUGGGGUGGAAGAUUUUACAAGUAAUUCAAAUUCUAAUCCUGAAAAUAAUGCAGUAAAUGCUUCCUUAUCUCUACCAUGCGCUAAAAUAGAAACAGCACAAGAAAAUUUAGCAAGUCAAAGUCUUAGUCCAGAACAAUUACGAGAAUAUUGUUCUAAUUUAUUUAAAUUCAAAGUAAUCAAAGUCAUGAGAUUCAAGUCGUGGAGUGCAAGAAGAAAAUUCACUCGAAGUAGAAAAAAUAUUAAGCAAUUGCAAAGACCAACAUUACCUGAUGGUACAAAACUUAUAACAUGCCCUGUAGUCACUACUGAUACUGACAAUAGUAGCCAAAGUAAUCAUAGGAAUAAAAAGGAAUUUAUAAUGAAUCCUAAUGGAAAAAGUUAUGUUUGUAUUUUACAUGAGUAUGUGCAGCAUGCACUAAAGAAACAGCCUUCUUACGAAUUUAAAGAAUUAGAAAAUGCUGCAACACCGUAUUCAGCUACGGUUUCUAUAAAUGACAUGCUUUAUGGUGUUGGAUAUGGCACUAGUAAAAAACAAGCUAAGAGUGAUGCAGCACGAGCUACACUGGAAAUUCUUAUUCCAGAAAUGCGUGAAAAAAUAGCAGCAGAUAACAGAGCGUCAGGUAAUGCAAACCGGUCUCAAGAUCAAGAUCUUUCGUUCUUUGAUGAAAUAAAAAUUGAGGAUCCACGGGUAGCUGAAUUUUGUGCUAAGACGACAGAACCUUCACCUCAUACGAUUUUAUUAACAUGUUUACAAAGAAAUUAUGGUUUGGGGAACAUGCAUAUUAACUAUGAAGUAAAUACCGUUAAACAUCAAAAGAAUGAGUUUACCAUGACCGUCGGUAAGCAUGUUGCAAAGGUUAUAUGCAAAAAUAAGCGAGAUGGUAAGCAGAGGGCUUCACAAGCUAUUUUGCAGGCUCUUCAUCCUCAUAUUUCAAGUUGGGGUUCACUACUGCGUCUUUAUGGUAGUAGAUCUGUGAAAAGCUUCAAAGAGAAAAAACAAGAAGAACAAGAAAUCACCUUAUUGCAAAGUAAAGCUGCAAUAAAUCAGCCUAAUUAUGCCAUUUUAGAAAAAUUAAGGGUAGAAAUGGAAAAAUUAGAAGACAUUCAACAAGCUAUUCAGCCUAUUGGAACAUUUAUUGCCCCAGAGGAUGUUAAUUUGCCUUCAACAUCAAGUUCUAAUUUGAAUAUUGUUGAACUUUGAGCAUUCAAAGAGAACAGAACAGAUUCCUUCAAAAAUAUAGU
Molecule: messenger RNA, 2020 nt
Organism: Ctenocephalides felis (cat flea)
Lineage: Eukaryota; Metazoa; Arthropoda; Insecta; Siphonaptera; Pulicidae
Gene: pasha
Product: microprocessor complex subunit DGCR8
Exons: 8
Coding region: 177-1979 (600 amino acids)
Biological process (GO): primary miRNA processing
Cellular component (GO): microprocessor complex
Molecular function (GO): double-stranded RNA binding; heme binding; identical protein binding
Source: RefSeq, a predicted model, not a curated record